Messenger RNA from Cydia pomonella (codling moth), 1885 nucleotides. Its product is annotated as hemolymph lipopolysaccharide-binding protein-like. NCBI's taxonomy places the organism in Eukaryota, Metazoa, Arthropoda, Insecta, Lepidoptera, Tortricidae. The record is from RefSeq and is a predicted model, not a curated record. The transcript is spliced from 4 exons. The coding region runs from base 1 to 696 and encodes 231 amino acids.
AUGGCGGACCAGCUGACCAUGAGGCAGGUGUUCACCGGGAUACAAGCCGUCGUUGCCAGUGGUCACUUUAUGACUAUAGACGGUAUACCAUUAAGUAACCUCUCCCUUCGCUGGGCCGACAACGAGCCCAACAAUGCGAACAACAACGAAGACUGCCUGGUCAUGAACGGCGAGAGCGAAGUAGCUGACGUUAAUUGUGCAAAUGUAUAUCCUUUCUUUUGUACUAAGAAGAGCUCGAAGAUGACCGUUAAUAAGUGUGGCACUACGGACAGUGAGUACCACUUGGAGCCACGCACCGGCAGCUGCUACAAGUUCCACAAGAUCCCUCGGACCUGGCACCAGGCCGCCGCCGCCUGCUUUUCUGAAGGAGCCCAUCUCGCUAUCAUCAACAGUCCUAUAGAGUCCCAGGUCCUAAAGGAGUUGUUCGCGAAGUACCCUGAGAACACGUUGCGGGUGAAAUAUCCGCAUGUUGCCAUGAUUGGCUUUUGGGACUGGAAUGAACACGCAAGGAAUGGAGAUUGGUUGACAAUUUUUGGAGAGACACUAACCGACGCUGGUUUCUCAACAUGGGGUCGGAAUGAGCCGAACAACGCGUACGGGAUCGAGUUCUGCGGCUCCAUAGUCCGCGACGGACUGCUCAACGAUUUCGAGUGCAACACCACUGCUGUAUACAUCUGCGAGGUUACUCGCACAUAAAGGCUCAUUUCGGAUUGAGCAGAUUAUAACCGCGGGCCAGGAGCAUGUAUCUUCAGUCAUGGCCUCCCGGCAGAUACUUUGUCAGAUGAUAGUUUAGAAUUUAGAUACUUACUAAUGAUGCUGUCAUGAAUUAAAAAAAUAGUCAGCCGUUUGUAUCGCGGUGGAAAGACCGUCAGCUGGUCACAUGAACAUGUAAAAGAUACGCGCCUUACCAUUUAUGUCCGCAAAGUAUAAUGCGUAAUCCGUUUAUUCAAAAAUGUAAUAAUGUAAAUGUAAAAAGAGCGUACCUGGGUCGCCUAGCAGGAGGACGUCCUAUCGGACGCCCUAGGUAUCGCUGGAGCGACAUGGUGGAGGCGGAUCUGCGCGAGCUUCGAGUCGACAAUUGGCCCGAGACACAGGACCGAGAAAAGUGGCGCUGUCUUGUGUCGGAGGGCAAGUCUCAUCACGGAGUAAGUAAGUUUAUUCAAAACGCCUGAUGGAAUGCUACAUGCAAAGUUUCAUGAUUUCGUUAUAACUAUCAUAAAGGAGUAAAGCGCUUAUUUUUUAUAUGUUCAUGCGACCAGCUGACGUUCUUUCUACAUUACGAUACAACCGUCUGACGAUUUUUUAAAUUCACAAUACUAUUGUUCCGUCGACGGGAGGCGACGACUACAUUUUUUUUACUUGUUUGGCUGCCAUUCUUCAACCCACCAACGGAGCGGCAGCUGACGUCCACGAGGGUUCAUAAUACAUAUCCGUUACCCACUAGACUUAUCGCCCCGGAGGCGAUUGGUCAUGGAAAUCUGUUCCUGGCUCGCGUCUAUUAAAACUGCGUUUUCACUUAAUGUUCUGAGUAAACAUUUUGUUUUGAGCAAAUGUUUGCUUCCUAAUUCACUAUUGGAGCAAGUGUGUCCAUUAACGGAACGAACAAACGAUUGCGCGCUCAAAACUAUUCAAAACACUAUGCCUAGCGUUUGGUACGGAAGAAUUUCCAAAUAAAGUUUUGUAUUGAAUUAUCGGUAAUUUUGUACAAACCAUGCGAAAAAGGAAUUGGCAAGUUGUCCUGCUUCAGUCAAACAACAUUGUUAAUUGUAACCUAAGUACUAAAUGAGAAUGCAAAUAGAGGCGCCUAACAAAACUAUGAGAGAUUAGUUAAGAUUGAAUCAUUUAAAAUAAUAAUUUGCGUUGUACAAAUAUACAUAUUAUUCAA